AAUGAAGCAGACGACAAUUUUCAAAUGGACUUAUUUCAGUCUUCUGAUUAGAAUUACGAGAAUUUCCCUUUAACAGCUCCUGACUAAGAAAUGAACAGAGCCAAGAUUUUAAUAAAAGAUCCUAAUACCGAGGAUCACCUUAUCUCAGUUACCAGGAAUGAGGAUCCCAAGACAUUUUCGGAAUUCGUUGAUCAGGUAAUAUCAAAUGCACCAGUAAACCUCCAGAAGAAAAAAGGAUCUACGAUCUACACACGUGAAUCUGAUCCUAUAUCAGUGCUGCAUAAUCAUGGUCUUCUAAACAUAGACAAAACCUCAAAUACAAAGAAAUGUUCAGGAUCUGAAAUCGAUGUAACGUUUUACACAGAAGAAACUCGCCUAGGUGACCUUGUUAAACUUUUUUCCUCAACACAUAAGUUUCGAAACGGGAAGUUGGUUUAUGCGACAACGCAGGAAGUUGCACCUCAAGUGGCAGAGGAAGUUGAAAAGUUCAACAACCGGUGGCAACUAGAAUGUUCCCCUGAAAUGAUAAAAGAUAAAGAAGAAGUAGAAGUAAAGCGUCCGUCCUAUACUUCACAUGUUUCAAAGAAAAAAUCACUUAUGGACAUGCUGUCAGAUUUGGACAGAGAACAAACACUUAAACGUUACGGAAAGACUUUAAAGAAGGAUAAGAUAUUGCUACAUCGAGAGCCGCUGAUCAAACCAGGAUGUUACUGUGAAAAGAAAGAAACUACGUACGAUAAUGAUUUGAGAAACCAACGAAUAGAAAAAUAUUUUGAAGAGUCGCGUGAUUUCAAAAGUGAUCGCUAUGUAAAAGAGGAGGCUAGCAUUAAAGACCAUUGGCAGCAUGAAGUACAAGAUGUUCCAGAGCAAAAACCAGUCGGUAAGAAAAUAUAUCACGCUGCUUGGCGACAAAGAUCUCCACAAAAAUCGCCUUCCAAAACAGUUCGGUUCACAAUGGAGCAAUCAUUAAAGGAUACCACAAAUUUAAAAGUCUUACAAUCACCGAGAGAGCAUAAGUCCAUAAGAACUGACCAACUUCAAGCCAGUAGAAAGUAUUCGCGGUCGACAAUUAAAGAACUAUGCCUGCAGGAUGAAUCAUCUGAAUCGUCUGAUUACCCGCGUAUAUAUCAACGGCAUGCUGUGGCUUGUGAAAACGAAUGGCCUGAGAGACUGAAAGGGCAGAAGUGCCGCUAUCCCUACAAUGUACGUGAUAAAGAACUAAAUCGGCAAUCAAAAUUUCAUCACUCCCAUUUAGAGACAAAUGAAGAAGGUGCUAGGUAUACUGAAACUCUCGAAUCUCAUGCUGAAAGUCGCAAGCCUCGCCAUGAAACUCAUAAACCACAUUCAGAUAGAACUAAAAGAGAGUCACCAGUCCCUCGUGUAUUUAGCCAUUGUUGUGCCGAAGGUGACAUUUUUCUUGGCGACAAUGAAGUAUAUUCAAGUGAUUCAAAUACUAGUAUCUGCACCAUAUAUUAUGACUGUGAGAGUGAAUACACCAAGAGGACUUCGCCUACUUUUAGAAUAAAUUCCGAUUUUGAAAAUCAAACGCACUGUUAUCACGAGAAAAGAAAAUCAGGUGAAAGAAAGAAAAUCACAGAGCGACAGGAAUCUUUGCCAAAUGUUGGUCUUUUUCAUAAUUUUAACAAAUCUAAAAGCAAAAAAUCUCAAAGAAAAAACCUAAACUGCUCAGAAAUCGACGAAGUCUUGAGGCAUUGCCAUCAUACUAAGAAAUGCAGGGACAAAAAGUACCAUCCAAAAUCACAGCCAAAACACAAUGAAUAUCCAGCCAAAGUAGAUAUGGAAUGCUUUGCAGAAUGCCACCAACGCAACAAAGAACGUCAUCGAGUUGCUGUUACUCGUGGAUCUAUUCAAAAUGUAAAUUCGUACAUGUCUCCAGAAGACGAAUUACAAUCUAUGUUCAUCAUGAAGAACAUGGUGAAUAACGAUGCUUUACGAGAAUUCCAAAGGAGAUACGGAAAAUGCCUUUGCUUCAGGGAUGAUAUAAAGCCAAUACCAUCAUAUCCUAGGGAACAUUUCAUAAAGCAAAUAGAGAAAUCUUAUAGUCAUAAGCAUAUGUAAAGCCGGAUAUUGUCAAAACAAGAAAUUGGGCUAAAUAUCUUAUAACAAUAAUCGCUAAUUACAAUUAAAAUUUUUAAAUAAUUAG
Parasteatoda tepidariorum (common house spider) is the source of this 2164-nucleotide messenger RNA. RefSeq lists its product as uncharacterized. Lineage: Eukaryota; Metazoa; Arthropoda; Arachnida; Araneae; Theridiidae. The record is from RefSeq and is a predicted model, not a curated record.